AUGGCUUUGACUGCUCCCGCUGUAGCUCCAUUCAAAUGGACAGUCGACACUGCAAGUGAAUUAAUUCAACUUCAAUGUGAUAAUCAUGACGAUUUUGAAGGGUUCACCGCUUCUCCUCUCAAUGUCAUAGAAAAUG
This is a messenger RNA of Funneliformis geosporum, 136 nucleotides long. NCBI's taxonomy places the organism in Eukaryota, Fungi, Glomeromycota, Glomeromycetes, Glomerales, Glomeraceae. The record is from the annotation of a GenBank genome assembly.